AUGACAAAGAGUAAAGACGACAAGGCAGGAGAAAUUCGUUUAGAUCAUAAAGAUGUUCCCUACUGGACGUCCUGCCGGGUGUGGCUGUCACUCAUGGGUUUUAUUGGCAUGAUCAAUGUGUACGCAUUGCGUACUAACAUCAGCUUUGCCAUGGUGUGUAUGGUACGCCACGGAUCUAAUCUGAACGGAACCAACUCGACGAUAGAUGGAGCCAAUGUUACCAAUAACAGCGACUUCACUGUUACACCAUGUGGCCAGCUGAGUGGUGGGUCAUCAAGAGCGUUUGACGGUGAAUUGGACUGGGAUAAGAGCUUAAGAGGCAACAUUUUAAGCUCGUUCUUCUAUGGGUACAUCUGCACUCAGAUCCUCGGCGGCUGGUUGGCGGGGAGAUAUGGCGGGAAACACGUGCUGGGCACCGCCAUGGUGAUUGCGUUUGCGAUGACGAUGGUGACGCCGAUUGCUUCCAGAACACACCCGUACCUUGUGAUAGCGGCGCGGGUGCUGAUGGGAUUGGCGACUGGAGUCGUCUUCCCAGCAAUGCACGCUAUAUGGGGGAAAUGGGCGCCGCCAUUAGAGAGAAGUAAACUGAUGUCGUUCUGUUACUCUGGGACCAUUAUUGGAAACAUUGUGGCACUGUCCUUGUCCGGGUUCCUCUGCGAGAUACAGCUAGACAAUGGAUGGCCCUUUAUAUUCUACGUUUAUGGGGCGUUCUGUUUCCUGUGGUUGUGUGGUUGGUACCUGACGGUCUUUGACACCCCGGCGUCCCAUCCAAGGAUCGGUCAGCCAGAGAGAACGUACAUACAGCAGUCUAUAGGACAUCAUCCGGGACUGGAGAAAGUCUCGGUCCCGUGGCUGACGUUCGCCAAGUCGCCUGCUGUGUGGGCGAUAAUAGUCGCCCAUACCUGCAAUAACUGGGGCAACUACACCCUGAUGACCAGUCUGCCGACAUUUAUGAAGGAAGUUCUAGCUUUUGACGUGAAGCAGAAUGUGCUAUUUUCAGCGUUGCCGUAUUUAGCGAUGUACGUGAGUACCAUCUUGUUUGGUCAAAUUGCUGAUCGUCUGCGAGAGCGCCGUGUAUUGAACACCACGUGGACCAGAAAACUGUUCCAAUCUAUCGGUGGUUUCCUGCCAGCAGCCUUCCUCAUAGCAACGGGGUUUGUUGAUUGUGAGACCCGGAUGAUAGGCGUGGCUUUCCUGACACUGGGUGUGGCGUUUACUGCAGGCGUGCGUGCAGGCUUCCAGAUCAACCACGUGGACAUUGCCCCCAGGUUUGCAGGUGAAAUCUACGGCAUAACAAACACGCUAUCGACGAUCCCAGGCAUGGUUUCCCCUAUUGCUGUGGGUGCUUUAACUCCAAACGGUUCCAAGGAAGAGUGGCAACGGGUGCUCUUCAUAAGUGGCGCCAUCUAUACGUUUGGCUCACUGUUUUUCUUGGUAUUUGCAAGCGGCGAGGAGCAGACCUGGGACAAACCGGAUCAUCUUCACUACCAGGACGAUCAGGAGCUCAAGGAAAAAGAGAAAAAGGAUGACUUGGAAAAUACGACAUUGUAAUUAAUAAAGGUUCGGUUGAGACCUACAUCGUGUAAAUAUGAAACUGAGUUCGCUGGAACAGUUUUAGAAGGAUGAUGUACUAUAAGUAGGCCUAUCCCAUUUACUCUAUUUUUUGUCUAGUUAGCGUAGAAAGUCACUGCAUGCCGUUAUUUGGUAUUAUAAGUAGAAUCCACUGAGGGUGCUGUGCUGUCAAAUUUUAUAAUGAUUGUUAUUACUAGUGUUAAUUCUAAAAGAG
This is a messenger RNA of Lingula anatina, 1786 nucleotides long. RefSeq names its product putative transporter slc-17.2. Gene Ontology annotation, molecular function: transmembrane transporter activity. The record is from RefSeq and is a predicted model, not a curated record. Lineage: Eukaryota; Metazoa; Brachiopoda; Lingulata; Lingulida; Lingulidae. Gene Ontology annotation, biological process: monoatomic anion transport; transmembrane transport. Gene Ontology annotation, cellular component: membrane.